AUGACUAGUAACACAUCCCGUCGUCAUCCAUUAAAACGCGUUCGACCAGACCAUGAAAAUCAGGGUUCAUUUAUUUCUUCUAAUGAACAAACAAAGAAAAAACUUUGUCGACAAUCUUCCGAAGAUUCUGCAUUUGUUGAAAAUGAGAAAUCGUCUGAUGAACGUGCAUUUGAUCUGUUUCACAAUGAAUAUUUCCUUCAAUUUCGUCCAUAUUUCAAACAUCGCCCGAUCGUUACUCAAUUUAUUGAACAUCUUUGGUCCAACAUGACCGAACUUGCCAAGGUAUCAUUUGUCAAGAAGAUUCUCAAAGAACAAGGAAUUUACGAUAUUUCAUCGCGAAAUUUUCAUGAAAAUGAAACAUUUUCCAAUGAUGAAAAUGAUUCUCAAAUCAAUAAAUCCUUGAACGAAAGUCGAGCAAAUCUUCCUACGUGGAAAACAGACAAUAGUUACAGUCGAAGUUUCAUAAACGAUCUUUUAAACUACAUGAAAUAUUCCAUCGCACCUCGAUUUACUGAUAAAAAAUUAUCGGCAAAAAUUCCUGCUCCACUUCGACGAUCUUCACGUAUACGUCGAGCACCGAGUAAAUGUUCUUGUUCAUCGUGUAUAACAACGCACGGAUCUGAAGAACACUCGACGUCUAUGUCGAAUCUGGCUGAUGGUUCAGAAUAUCGAAUGUUUCAACAUUUGAUUGACCAUUUUCAUCNAAAAUUCCUGCUCCACUUCGACGAUCUUCACGUAUACGUCGAGCACCGAGUAAGAAGCUUAUCUGAAGUGAAAAACCACUUUUUCAUUGGAUUUUUAGAAUAUCGAAUGUUUCAACAUUUGAUUGACCAUUUUCAUCAACUUGAUGAUCAACUUGAAAAUCGUUCAACUGAAAAUGUCAAACCAAUUGAAGAUUCAACUCAAAUGCCGCUAAGCGAAAUCAAUGAAUCAAUCACCGCUCCACUCGUAUCCGAAGUUCCAACUGAACAACCGUCAUAUUCAACUGAAUAUUCAACUGAUUCAGCGAUAACUUCAGCUGAAAAUGAUUGUUCAAUUCAUAAUUCAGAUGAACGCCCAGCACGACGUACUUAUGUUAUAUUAACAGAACUUGAUGAACCAUUUUUUGGUCCUUAUUCAAUUGAAUUUACAAUAACAAUUUAA
Adineta ricciae is the source of this 1143-nucleotide messenger RNA. NCBI's taxonomy places the organism in Eukaryota, Metazoa, Rotifera, Eurotatoria, Adinetida, Adinetidae. The record is from the annotation of a GenBank genome assembly.